CAUUUCGUUUUUAGUUGUCGCAAAGACGGAUUUUUUGGAGUUUUAAUAUAUAUAUACUUGUAUAUUUUUAUAUGUAUAUUCGGAUUACGAUAUAUAAAUAGCCUACAUAUAAUACAACCGAAAUUAUUACUUCUUUGAAUAAAUAUGAAAUUGUAUAUUAUACCUAUACUGGCUAUUUGUUGUGUGAAGUUAAUCGAAAGUUAUAGUACUCCUACAAGCUUUAAUAUAUCAGCUUCUGAAAUAGUUGUUACUACCACAGAAGAUGGUGGAUACAGGACAAAAGAUGAAUGCCAAGAAAAAUGCCACUUAGCCGAAAGCAUCGUUGGUAAGGAUUUUAUUAAAUCUUGUAUUUGCACGAUGGAAGAAAGCGAAUGCGCUCAAAGAACAGAAGAUGAGCACGAACAAUAUCAAUCAGUUUUAAUUUUUCGAUUAAAUUAUGAAGGAAAGUUGUGUUUGAGAGAUAAAAGAUGUAGAAGACAUUUUGGUAUUGGAGGGAAAAAACUCGAAAAUAACUAUCAUAUUAUUUGUAAAGUUUGCGACCAAGAUAUCGUUUGUCUAAAGAGCGACGAAAAGAAAGAUCCUAAUACAUUUUUUAUAAUAUGUAUCGGAAGUUUAGCCUUUGCUUUAUUGGCUUUAAUUUUUAGAUUAUUUUCACCAGUUUGCUUUAGAAAGCUAAGAAGUACAUCAAUAUGGCUUCAAUGGAAUUUAAUAUUAGUACUAUUCUUUUGGCUACUUCUAACUCUUAUGUCGUUAAUUAUACCAUUGUCAAAAACAAAGUGUAUGAUCAUAGCAGUUUUCAGUCACUGGAUGUUUACGACUUUCUUAGUUCUUCAAGUUUCGGCAGCCUUGAAUUUAAAUUCAGCAGUUAAUUCAUUAACUGAUCAAAAUUAUUAUUCAACACCUGUUAGAAGAUAUGUUAUAGGAUCAUGGAUCACAUCGUCAUUUCUAUGUCUUGCCCCAAUUGUUUUGAGGAACUGGUCAACGGACAUCUUGGGGGACAAUAUUAAAGAAGAGUCACUAGGAGUUUGCUGGCUGAGUGGCCAAAUUACUCAAAUUGUUUUUGUUAUAUCACCAAUACUUUUAUCUACACUUUUGAAUAUCAUACUUUAUGGAAUAAUAUCAGUUAAAUUCCAAAAAAUUCUCCUAUACUCACCUCCAACCCUCUUUGGAACAAAGCGGGACGAAAUGUAUCUUUAUAUUAAACUUACAGUAUUUUUUGGCAUUUAUGGUAUCUUAGUUGUUCUUAAGGUAUUCAUAGAUACUACCAUAUUGGAAUUUCUUGUUGUGUUAACAUUGGCUUUAAUUGGUACAUGGUUUUCUCUUAUAACAAUGAUAAAUAGAGAAUCAAUGAAAGACAUACUAGAAUCAUUUAGCCGAAGUCGCCUAAAGUACUCUUUGAAGUUUAAUAGCAGGAGGGGAUUUGAGCCAUACAGUCAAUUUAAUGUUUAA
Molecule: messenger RNA, 1449 nt
Organism: Dimorphilus gyrociliatus
Lineage: Eukaryota; Metazoa; Annelida; Polychaeta; Dinophilidae
Source: the annotation of a GenBank genome assembly